AUGGUAGCGUCGAAGUUAAAGCUUUUAAAACUGGUGUUAAUUGAGAUACCCGUGGAGUUGUUAGGACUCCCGUCCAUAUCAACGAUGGAGUACUCCAACAUGAUGUUUUGUGGUCUGAUCAUCCUAUAUCUUGCUAUCCAGACUAACAGCGCACCAAGUUCGAGGAGAUCAAGAGCUGCUGACCUACCCGAGGAAACAAGCAGUCGCGAAAGCAAGCUACAAGAAAAGUUCAAAGAAGUCAGUACUACGGCUGCACCAGCACCAACUAACAGGCAGAAUAAAGCCCUCAACCUAUUCGGAUACUACCCAUCUUUCCUGUCCUCGGGAUUAGACUACAAUGAGGACGAUGAUGAUGACGUCACGUUUUCCGUCAACGACGACCAUUUCGACGACGAAGAGCUUUCUCGGACCAUUCCCAAUAGAAGACGACAGCAAAACAAAAAGAAAAAUGGCAACUCGGAAUACUCAAACGAUAAUAUCAACUCUAUACAAUAUGAUAACUCGCCCAUCUUUUACAUCAGACUGCCGCCUACACCGUACAUGUUCGUCCCUGGCUUAGGAUACGUAUCGCAGCCCCCUACUUUGGGCCCACCUAUGGGACCGAUGAUGUCACCUGUGGGUCCUCCUCAAGGCGCAGAUCCUUUUAUCAAUUUGCCCCUGGACUUUGUCUCAAACGGUAAACCUACAGGUGUUUAUCAAUGGAACGGCGGAGCGGGAUACCCUCAAAUUCCUCCUGUUGAUCCGUUUGGGUAUGGAGCGCCUCAGCCGAUGAUUCCUCCGCCCUCUCGACCCAGCUACAACAUGCCGCCUUACUCGAAACCUAAACCUAAGCCAGUGCCUUCAAACUCCAAGGUUACGAACCUCAAAGGUCAAUACAACUUCAACGGCAAACCGGGUGAUAGCGUAUACGUAUUAAGGGACACUUAUAACUCUAUAUACUCGGAUGCCCUUCAGAAUUUCUAUCCUUAG
Chilo suppressalis (striped riceborer) is the source of this 969-nucleotide messenger RNA. Lineage: Eukaryota; Metazoa; Arthropoda; Insecta; Lepidoptera; Crambidae. The record is from the annotation of a GenBank genome assembly.